CUGAUAAGGUUUUGCAAAAGUGCACCGGAUUGAUUCGAGCAGAUUUGUUUGCGCCUGUAAUCGACUAUGGUUUCACUACUCCCUAGUCGCACCUGCUCGGGUGCUAGCACUAGCGAAUGCGGGCGUCGCAACGCAGCUACUGUGUCUUGUGGCAUCCGCACAUCCUAUCGCUCACAGCCGCAUCAACGUGCUAUGUCUUGCCGCACAGCAAUGAUUGAAGACACACAGUUAUCUGACGAGAAGCGUGAUAUUCAGAAAAUUUUGGAUCGACCCUACAAAUAUGGCUUCAAGACCAUAAUUGAGUCGGACACCUUUCCGAAGGGGCUAAACGAGGACGUCGUGCGCGCAAUUUCUGCCAAAAAGGGAGAACCUGAAUGGAUGCUUGAGUUCCGCUUGAAGGCGUACCGGAAGUGGCUGACGAUGGAGGAGCCUAAAUGGUCAGACAACGCGUACCCUGAAAUUGACUACCAGGACGUAAGCUACUACUCUGAGCCUAAAGUGAAGGAGAAGCUGAAGAGCUUGGAAGAGGUGGAUCCGGAGCUGCUAAAGACCUUCGAGAAGCUUGGCAUUCCGCUUAACGAGCAAAAACGGUUGGCCAACGUUGCAGUCGACGCCGUGUUUGACUCAGUUUCCAUUGCCACGACUUUUAAGGAAGAUCUUAAGAAACACGGCGUCAUCUUCUGUUCCAUCUCAGAGGCGCUCAAGGAGUACCCGGACCUCGUGAAGAAGUACAUGGGCAGCGUGGUUCCAGUGGGCGAUAACUACUUCGCUGCUCUGAACUCGGCGGUGUUCAGCGAUGGCUCUUUUGUGUUUGUUCCAAAGGGUGUAAAGUGUCCCAUGGAGCUUUCCACGUACUUCCGAAUCAACGCCAGUGAGACCGGCCAGUUUGAGAGGACGCUGAUCGUGGCCGAGGAGGGCUCGUACGUGUCGUACCUGGAGGGCUGCACGGCCCCUGCCUACGACAGCAACCAGCUGCACGCCGCUGUUGUGGAGCUGUACUGCGAGAAGGAUGCGGAGAUCAAGUACAGUACCGUCCAGAACUGGUACGCCGGCGACGCCAACGGCAAGGGCGGCAUCUAUAACUUUGUCACGAAGCGCGGCAUGUGCGCUGGGCCCAACUCCAAGAUUAGCUGGACGCAGGUUGAAACGGGCUCGUCCAUCACGUGGAAGUACCCCUCCGUCGUACUGGCGGGCGACAACAGCGUGGGCGAAUUUUACAGCGUGGCGUUAACCAACAACUGUCAGCAGGCCGACACGGGCACCAAGAUGAUCCACGUGGGUCGCAACACCCGCUCCCGCAUCGUGUCCAAGGGCAUAUCCGCAGGCACCUCCCGCAACUGCUACCGCGGCCUGGUGCAGGUGAUGCCCUCGGCCAAGGGCGCCCGCAACUUCUCGCAGUGCGACUCGAUGCUCAUCGGCGACCGAGCUGGGGCCAACACCUACCCCUACAUCCAGGUCCGCGAGCCGUCCGCAGUUGUGGAGCAUGAAGCCUCCACCUCCAAGAUUGGUGAGGACCAGCUCUUCUACUUCCAGCAGCGGGGCAUCGACCCGGAGAAGGCGGUGGGAGCCAUCAUCAGCGGCUUCUGCAGGGAGGUGUUCAACGAGCUUCCCUUGGAGUUCGCGGCCGAGGUCAACGAGCUGAUGAGCCUCAAGCUGGAGGGAACCGUGGGGUAA
Messenger RNA from Volvox carteri f. nagariensis, 1674 nucleotides. It is a transcript of the gene sufB, whose product is annotated as iron-sulfur cluster assembly protein. Lineage: Eukaryota; Viridiplantae; Chlorophyta; Chlorophyceae; Chlamydomonadales; Volvocaceae. The transcript has 9 exons. The record is from RefSeq and is a predicted model, not a curated record. Gene Ontology annotation, biological process: iron-sulfur cluster assembly. Bases 67 to 1674 code for a protein of 535 amino acids.